Pipistrellus nathusii (Nathusius's pipistrelle) is the source of this 2565-nucleotide messenger RNA. Lineage: Eukaryota; Metazoa; Chordata; Mammalia; Chiroptera; Vespertilionidae. The record is from the annotation of a GenBank genome assembly.
AUGAAGAGCAAUCGGGGGCGCAAGGGCGGAGGGGGCUCCAAGGAGCCCGGCGCCGGACUCAAGUACAGCUCGCGGCCGGAGAGCAUGCAUGCCUUUGAGGAAGGCCUGGAGUUCCUGCCGGUCAACAACACCAAGAAGGUGGAGAAAGGAGGCCUCAGGCCCUGGGUGGUGCCCGUGGUUGUGCUUGUGAUCCUGCUGGUCUCUCUCACGGCUGGUUUCCUGGUGUGGCACUUCAAGUACCGGGACGUGCGGAUCCAGAAGGUCUUCAAUGGCUACCUGAGGGUCACCAACGAGAACUUUCUGGACGCCUACGAGAACCCGAACUCCACCGAAUUCGCAGAGCUGGCCGGCAAAGUGAAGGAGGCGCUGAAGCAACUGUACAGCGAGAUAUCCGUCCUGGGGCCCUACUACAAGGACUCCACAGUGACUGCCUUCAGCGAGGGCAGCGUCAUCGCCUACUACUGGUCGGAGUUCAGCAUCCCCAGCCACCGGGUGGAGGAGGCCGAGCGCGUGAUGGCCGAGGAGCGCACCAUCCGCCUGCCGCCCCGCGCCCGCACCCUGAGCUCCUUCCUGCUGACCUCGGUGGUGGCCUUCCCCACUGACCCCAGGACAGUGCAGACCGCCCAGGACAACAGGUGCAGGUUCGCCCUGCACGCCCGAUGGGGAGAGCAGACCCGCUUCACCACGCCCGGCUUUCCUGACAGCCCCUACCCGGCCUUCGCCCGCUGCCAAUGGACCCUGCGGGGCGAUGCCAACUCCGUGCUGAGCCUCACCUUCCGGAGCUUUGACGUCGCGCCCUGUGACCUCCCUGGCAACGACCUGGUCAUGGUGUAUGACACCCUGAGCCCCGUGGAGCCCCGCAAGGUGGCCCAGCUGUGUGGCACCUACCCUGCCUCCUACAACUUGACCUUCAUCUCCUCCCAGAACGUCCUGCUUGUCACGCUGAUCACCAACACGGAGCGGCGACACCCUGGCUUCGAAGCCGUGUUCUUCCAGAUGCCCAAGAUGAGCAGCUGUGGAGGCUACUUAAAUGACGCCCGCGGGACAUUCAGCACCCCCUACUACCCGGGCCACUACCCUCCCAACAUCAACUGCACCUGGGAAAUCGAGGUGCCCCACAACCGGAACGUGAAGGUGUCCUUCAAAGUCUUCUACCUAUUGGAGCCCAACAUACCCCUGGGCACGUGCCCCAAGGACUUCGUGGAAGUCAACGGGGAGAAGUUCUGCGGAGAGAGGCCCCAGUUUAUGGUCGCCAGCAAGAGCAGCAGGAUGACGGUGCGCUUCCACUCAGACCAGUCCUACACCGACACGGGCUUCCUGGCCGAGUACCUGUCCUACGACUCCAGUGACCCGUGCCCCGGGAAGUUCAUGUGCAACACUGGCCGCUGCAUCGGGAACGAGCUGCGCUGCGACGGCUGGGCCGACUGCGCCGACCACAGCGACGAGCUGGACUGCCAAUGCAACGCCACCUACCAGUUCACGUGCAAGAACAAGUUCUGCAAGCCCCUCUUCUGGGUGUGCGACACCGUGAACGAUUGUGGGGACAACAGCGACGAGCUGGACUGCAGUUGUCCGGAUAAGACCUUCAGGUGCCGCAACGGGAAAUGCAUCCCCGAGAGCCAGCGGUGCGACGGGAAGGACAGCUGUGGGGACGGGUCCGAUGAGGCCAAGUGCAGCGGCGGGGCUGUCGUCACCUGCACCAAGCACACCUACCGCUGCCACAACGGGCUCUGCUUGAGCAAGACCAACCCCGAGUGUGACGGCAAGAAGGACUGCAGCGACGGCUCGGAUGAGAAGAACUGCGACUGUGGGCUGCGGGCCUUCAGCAGGCAGUCCCGGGUGGUCGGCGGGAAGGACGCGGAAGAAGGCGAGUGGCCCUGGCAGGUGAGCCUGCACGCGCUGGGCCAGGGCCACCUGUGCGGGGCCUCGCUCAUCUCCCCCAGCUGGAUGGUGUCCGCCGCGCACUGCUUCGCCGACGACCGAGGAUUCAAGUACUCCGACCACAGCAUGUGGAAGGCCUACCUGGGCCUCCACGACCAGAGCAAGCGCAGCGACUCGGGGGUGCAGGAGCGCGGCCUGAAGCGCAUCAUCAGCCACCCUUCCUUCAACGACUUCACCUUCGACUACGACAUCGCGCUGCUGGAGCUGGAGCGGCCGGUGGAAUACAGCAACACGGUGCGGCCCAUCUGCCUGCCCGACACCUCGCACGACUUCCCCACGGGCAAGGCCAUCUGGGUCACCGGCUGGGGCCACACCUACGAGGGAGGCUCUGUGGUGCUGAUCCUGCAGAAGGGCGAGAUCCGUAUCAUCAACCAGACGACCUGCGAGAAGCUGCUGCCCCAGCAGAUCACCCCCCGCAUGAUGUGCGUGGGCUACCUGAGUGGGGGCGUGGACGCCUGCCAGGGCGAUUCCGGGGGCCCCCUGUCCAGCGUGGAGUCGGACGGGCGCAUCUUCCAGGCCGGCGUGGUGAGCUGGGGCGAAGGCUGCGCCCAGAGGGACAAGCCCGGCGUGUACACGAGGCUCCCUAUUUUCCGGGACUGGAUUAAAGAACAGACCGGGGUGUAG